This is a messenger RNA of Staurois parvus, 428 nucleotides long. NCBI's taxonomy places the organism in Eukaryota, Metazoa, Chordata, Amphibia, Anura, Ranidae. The record is from the annotation of a GenBank genome assembly.
UCAAUUCUGGAAGUGGUUCUGAUUUACUAUCGCUGUUCUCUAGCUGGUCUAAAACCGCUUUUGACCUAAAGUAAUGCUUUUUGGACGCCAUGGACUUUUCUAAGUUUCCAGGCAGAAAGUACAGUCAAAAUGCAGGCAGGGCACAGGACAAAGCAGUAGGGACAAAAUGUAUGUGAAAUGCUUUGAAACAAAAAUGACCGUUUCUAAAAUGUUUAAAUUUGCCACACUGGUUCCGGCCCCUUUGUACGUCCCGACGCUCGCAGGGACCGGAACACGGAUGCCGGCAUCGGCCGGAGGAGAUGGCUGGAGACGCUGCAGGGGACGCAUCGCGGGAGCGAAGGACAAGGUAAGCGUUGCAGGGAAUCCCUGAGCAAUGCCGCAUGGUAAGCCCGAGUGUAGCUCGGGGAUACCGCUUUUGGUACUGAAAU